UCAAAUUUUUGCAGCAGGUACAUCUCCGUGGUCAAGAUUUCGUUGCAGUCAAGGUCAAGGUUUCGCCGUGAUCAAAGUCAGUUUUGCCGUGGUCAAGGUCAAGGUUUCGCCGGUCAAGAUUUCGCCGUGGUCAAGGUUAAAGUUUAGCCGUGUUCAGAGUCAAGGUUUCGCCAUGUUUAGGGCCAAGGUUUUGCCGUGUUCAGAGCCAAGGUUUCGCCGUGAUUAA
Messenger RNA from Dentiscutata heterogama, 226 nucleotides. Lineage: Eukaryota; Fungi; Glomeromycota; Glomeromycetes; Diversisporales; Gigasporaceae. The record is from the annotation of a GenBank genome assembly.